AUGAACAAUAAAACAAGGGUAAGUGAAUUCACACGAAAAUUAUAUGUAUGUACAUAUUUUAAUUUUCGAAAAAAAUAAUUUAUAAAUUGAAAACAGAUGUGUGUUGUGACUUCUGUCUAUUCUAUUCUAUAUAUAAAUAAAAUGUGUUUAUUUUUCUGUCGGUUUCAUUUUUUCUUUCGAACGUGCCAUCCACGAACUAACUAUAAUAUGACAGAAAAAAAGAAAGAGUUUGAGAGUUUUGUUUAUUUAUAGAUAGUUAAAGAUGUAAGAAACUACGUCAAAAAUGGUAUUUGCACACUUUUCAAAUGAAAUUGAACACUGACCCUUUUUUCUAUUUUCAAAAAAAAAAACAGAAAAAAGCUUAUUUUUUUGGGUGUCACAUAUUUGAUCUACAAAAUUUUGACUUUUUCUCGAAACAAGUUUUCAUAAACUUGUUCUUUUUUUGAAAAAAGGAAAUGAAAGGUGAAAGUUAGUCAAUCUGUUACGCUUCACAAUAAAGUGAGACAAACAUGAUUUUGUUUAUUUUUUGGAAAUGUUUGAAAAAAUAAAAAUUGGCUCUUUAUCUUAUCAAUCUCAUUUCUUCUUAUGUUUUUGAAAGUUGUUUGAAAUAUUAUUAGUUUUCAUCAUUUCUGAUUUGUUGUUGGUUUUGUUGAAAAAAAUCUCUUUGGAGUCUUUGGAUAAAAAUUAGGCCAGAAGUUCACUUUGAUCUUUCAAAAUCGAGUUUUUCGAAUCCCUUGCUCUACAUAUUUUCGAUUUUCUGCUUGUUGUUUAUUUUUUCAAAUGCUUACUCACUUUUGGUGUCUCCAGGGGUGUCGUAUCGAUUUUAGCUUUCUUCUUUCUAUUUCUUCCUCUCCCAACUUUCUUUUUCUUCUUUUUUCUUCCUUUUUUCUAUACAUGUACACAUGGUUGUGUUGGUUGUAUCGAAUUUCUUUCGCUGCGUGUGGUCUUUAUUUAUUAGCAGACGAAAAAAGAAAAAAGAAGACGAAUAUAAUAUUAUACAUUUUUGAAUAUUGUCUGCGCAGCGCGAAGCGAGAAAAAUCAUAUAUUUUUUCCUUAUAUUUGCUUGCUCUGCUGUUUGACUAUAAAGUAAAUAUAAUAUCUUCCAACAUUUGUUGUUUUUUGGCGCCAGAAAGACUGGAAAAAUUUUGCCGAAAAAAAAUCAGCUGACUUUUUUCAUUCUGCAGUGUCAUGGAAAAAUUAUUUGUUCAUUUUGUUUGUGUUCAAUUUUUUGGUUGUACUUUGGUUUGAUUUUUGAUGUUGUCUUGUGUUUUUAUUUUAUAAGCAGGCAGGAUAAUCCAUACAUUUUAGGGGGUAGAAUUAAGGAUUUAGUUAGUCUCAAAUAUAUUUCAUCUUUUUCGUAUAGCUAUGUAUGUGGUUACAUUGUUAUCAACUUGAAAAGUAUAUUUGAUCGGCUACAGUACUCACCAAAGAAAACUUUGCUUUUUUAAUUGCAAAAAAUAACUCUUAUCUUUAUAUUUUUCGAACAAAAACAUUCACUGAUAACUUAUUAUUUGUCGCUGAAACUCUCAUUUUCUUUCCCCAUUUCAUGAACCCCUCUUCCAUCCUAGAUAUUUCGACUUUUUCAAAAUAAACAAAGAAAUUUAUAAUAUUAUUUAUUCCUCCGAUGUCCAUAUUUGUUUUCACUUUUCACAGAAGUGAAUUAAAAAAAUCGAUUUUUCCUGAAGUAAUGUUAGUGUUUUUCAAGAGCGGAAGGAUGGUAAUCUAAUUAAAUUCAGGUUUUUUAUUGUUUUUUUCGUCUACUGAAAUCGAAAAAUAAUCAAUUCGAUUUCUCAUUUUGAUUUGAGCAUUAUUUGUUUUUGAGCUUAGCUAAGCUGAUAGUAUUUUUUUGCUCGAGCUCAAAACAAAGCAAGAGAAUAUUAUCUCUAUGCUAGAUCUUUCAGUGAUUUUUCAACAUGUUAUUUAGAAUCUCUCCACCAAAAAGAUCAAUAAACCCCAGCUUUUCUCUAAAUUCUCACCACUUCACCUACUAUUUCUUCAACUUCACCAUUCAAAAAAGGAAGCAGUCUUCUUCGUCUUCUUCUUCUUCUUUUCCAUCGUCGCCUUCGUCGACAACAUCUGUCACAAUAAUAUAAUUGUUAUUCUGAACACUGCGUCUCUAACCCCCUCAAUAACACCUCGUGGUCUAUAUUUCUCUCAACUCUUCCUCUUUUUCUCUUCGAUUCUCAAGCAGCACACAACAGUCCAAUAACAACAGAAAAAAAUGAGAGAAUUGCAGCAAUCUAUCUUUUCUCUUUUAUUUUUUCUGUUAUUUUUUUCUGGAACAAAAAAAAACUUUUGUCAUAUGACCGAUCUUCAGUUCCGACCCGAUGACACCCACUUUCUUUUCGUUUUCUUUGAUUUUGAGGCGGACACAAAAGGUGUCAAUUUUGAAAAAUAUGUAGAUUAUUUUCAGGCUCAGCGCGGUCUCCCUCUUCCUCCUUUCAUCAAACCUGUUUUCAUGUCCGUUCAAGACAAAAAUGUCGGAUUUGACCUCAAGUGAGUUUGUUUUUCAUAAUUUGUAGGAUCAUCAAAAAAUUGUUUGAUAUUAUCAGUCAAAGUGGCGCCAGUAAAUAAUCUGAUAAUGAGCAGUAUUCAGAAAAUGAUAAUUCACAAGGGAUUUGUGUUUUGCUAAUCAGUCAACCGAUUUUGACCAAAUCAGUCUGAUCGAAAUCAAAUUACUGUAGAAUUUUAGGAUUUAAAAAUGUGCUGCUAGUACAAAACUAAACAAGAAAUCCAUCAGAAUGAAUCUAAAACUCAAAGAUCAAACAAUUCGAUCUUCGAAUUUUUUUAAAAGUUUACUCUACUUCCGAAUUCAAAAUUUUGUUUUUCGAGAAUUUUCCAAGUUUUCUCCUAGGGGACUUUUUUUUCCAUAUUGAAAAUAAACAUUAAAACUAAAGAAAGUGAAAACCCCUUUUUAUAGUUGUACUGAAAUGGCAUGUUGUCGUAAAUCACAAAGAUCGAAAAUCUCUUUCUCUCUUCUUUCGCAAUAAUUCUUUCCAGACAAAAAAAACGCAUAAAAUUGUGUCAUUUCUCGAAACAUGCGCAAUCCAACAGAUGUGUGAACACCAUCUGGGAACUUUUCCUUUUCAUGUUGGCCACCAAAAAAAAAUGUCGUAUCAAAUGUCUUUUUUGUUCUUUGAUCGGCCAGGUGUCAGUCAUGUGAAUAGCAACAUGAAUAUAAUAAUAAUACUGUAUUUGAUCAGACUACAUAUUGAUUGGAAUUAGCAUAUUUACUUGAAGAGGUUUUUAAAUAAUAAAUGACAAUACACUCGUGUGUAUUUGGACUACACUAUAGUUUGAUAGUUCAUUGAAACAGAAGAGAGGAGAGAUAUGUUUCGCCAUGACGUCAAUAAGUUGAGAUGACAACAAAAGGCGGUGAAGAGGUACAGGAAUUCAGCAAAAAUGAUCUGUGGAGUCACGUGGAUCCAAAAAUAAAUAGACAAAAUCGUAUGACUCAAUUAAGAUUACAAAUUUUUUGUUGGACGUCACGUGAUUUUUUGAACAAAAAAACUUUUCUUUCGAAGUCCACUGGUCCCUUCCAAUAACUAAUUUUCCCUAGAAAGAGUAUUGAAACAAGCAAACACCGUGUUGACGCUUUUCUAGUUUGUAUUGUUAAAUCACAAGAACAUUUAUUUUCAUCUCUGUUUCUCUCGUUUUUUAUAAUAUACAACCCACGAGGGCAUAUGGUCACAUGCCCUCUUCCCAGCCAACACACAGACAUUUAUAAAAGAAAUAGUUUUUUCGGCUGUUUUCAUUCGAAACAUUCAAAACCAACCGAAAACAUGCUUACUACUACUAAUAUUUUCACACCGUACCCAUCGACCAGUUUUUUGGUUUCUAGAAGGUUUUUCAUUUUUUCAAAGGGUGAAUUGUAGAAAUUAUCAGAAAGCCUAUAAAUGUUUUUUGAAAUAAAUUCUCAGAUUCACAAAGUUUAGAACAAAAACUUUCUUUAUUUCAAAAAAAAAAAUUAAUUUUUUUUCAGUGAAACCGAAUUUCCGGAACUGAGUGCAAAAUUGACAGGAAGGAAGGAGAAGGGCAGACGUAGUGCUGUAGCUGCUCGCCAUGCGCGUCAAGUUGAAAAAGCCGGUGCGAUGCUCGUCAAAACCAUCGACGAUCCUCAUCGUGUUCUUGGCCGUCGUCGUGUUCAACGUGUCAACCAAAUCAGCGAUGGUUUCGCAACCAAUGUCAUCUAUUCGUUGAACAAACAAAACCGUUGGGACAAUGUUACGGAAUUGGAGUUGCUCGUUAACAACGACGACACUUUGCCUGUCCAAAUUGUUGAACGUGUUAUGACGGCUAAAGGUGAGAUUGAACAUCUAAAUAAAACAUACAGUUCAAUCAUAAUUUUCGAACUAGUUGAUAACAAAAUCUGAUAAAACCACAAAGUACCACUUUCAAUUCUAAAGUCCAUUUGACCUUGUGUUUUUUUUUAGAUACAACAUCGAAUGUGGUUGCUCUUCAUCAACUUGAUGACAACGAUGAAGUUUGCGUUAAAACCGCAACCGGCAAAGGUACCAAUCUGAAUGCUCUUAACAUCGGAGAAGGAAAGAAGGUGCGCGGAAGAAAAGCAAGAAAAGAGGCGGAAGCUGAGGCUGAAGCUUCGAGUGCUGAAGAAAGUUCGCAUGAAGAAGUUGAGGAUCCAAAGAUCCAAUAUACUAUCUACAAACCGCACAAGAAUCAUAAAGUUCUUGCUGGCAAAUUGUUCAACCGCAAUUACAACACCAAAAAAGCGGGAAAGACGCGUAGUCAACAAAAAGUCAAGAUAAAUAUGGAUGAAUUGGAAGGAAGUGAGCUCGAACAAAGUGUACAUAUUGAAGAGCCGCUUUACAAACCAUCUAGAGAUUUCAAAUUUUGUCUAGGUGAUUAUAUAACUGAUUCGGAUAAGCCGAUGAAAAAUGAUCUCGUCUAUGUUAGACGCGAAAGUAUUGAAAGUGUCAAUCAGCCGGAAAGUAUGGAUGGAAAUGUUGGAGGAGAUUCACAAAAACCAUCAUAUCUUCUUGAUAUUUCGUCGAUUCUUCGAACACCUGUCGCAUUUGAAUGGGUACUUUUAGAUAUUUCCAACUGGAAUACAAGCGAUUUUGUUCAACAGGUGUGUUUUUUUGGUUGGAAGUGGAUGUGAUUAAAAAAUAUUGAAUUUUUGUAGGUCGAACAACUGUUGCAAAACGAUAAAUUGGAUGUUCAAUGGCUCGAUGAAGACAAAAAACGUGCAUCAAUCAAUGCUUCUGGACUUGUUUCAGAAGAACCACAAGCAGCUCCAGUUUUGAUUAUCGUUUUGGAACAAGCAAAUAGUGUCAAGAAGAAUCAUGUGAAAUUGCUCUUGAACUCAACUGUUGCUCCAACUGGACCAUUCUCGUGGCAAAUUCUCAAAUCAAUUUUGAAACAUUGCACAAAUCUUGAAGAUACUGUAAAGGUUCUUUCGACUUUGGUUCGAGAAUGGAAAGAUGGAAGUGCACCGGAAUUGGCUGAUGGAAGAAGAUUUGUGAAAAAUCGCUUCGAACAAUCUCGUUCCAAUUAUCAAGCGGCUUUUAAUAGUACUUCACUCACAAAAAGUGGAGAAGUAUUGACACCAGAAAAUAUGGCUGAAUUAGUCAGAACUGAAGGUAGAAACACUAGAAAUAAUAGUGAAUCAUUUGAAAGAAUCGAUUUUGAUAAUGAUGAUAUCGAAUUUGGUGAUUCGGAAAGUGAAGAAGUUUCUCAAAAAGUCAACACAUAUAAAAUCAAAUGUGCGAGAUGUUCAAACGAUCAUUCAACUGAAAUGUUCGAAUUGGAUGAUUCGUGGCAAUGUCGAGAUUGUUUGAGACAACAAAUUAUUGAGAAAAUUCGCAUGAAGCAAGUUCCUCUCGAAAUCCCAUUUGUUCUCGCUGAAGAUCAAUCAACUUAUGAUAUCUUACCAGCAAUUAUUCCACUUCCACUUCUCAACUUCUACACCAAGGUAAUUUAGAAUUUGAAAAAUAAAUAGCUAAUGUCAACGAAUUUCAGCUCAGCGCAACUGAAUUGGUCGAAAAUUACGAACUUGAACCAGGAGUUAUUGGAGAAUGUCCAUCUUGUAAACAAUUGAUAAUUGUAUCACCAAAUGAAUAUAAUUCAACAUGUUGUGAUUCAUGUGGAAUUCAUUGGUGUCAUGAUUGUGGAUUCGAACCACAUUGGCCAAUGACUUGUUCAGCUUAUGCUUUGUGGAUCGAAAAAUGGGAAAAAGAAUACAAACUUCAUAUUUUGGAGAAAACUGAUUAUAUCAAAAAGAUCAAAUGUUGUUGCGGAAAUAAUUUCGAAGUUCGCGACAAGGAUUUCGAAGCGGAAUGCAGUGGAUGUGGACGAGUAUUCAAUCCACAAACUAUGAAACUUCUCCAGAAAGCCUAUUGGAUUGUGGAUUCGAAGACUGGUGAACUUAUUCGAAGAACUGACAAUUCGGAUGACUAUACUCCACAAUCAGUGGAAACUGUAGCAGCCGCCAAAAUUAUCAAAAAAGAAUUCUCGGAAGUGUGUGGACAGGCGAGAAAAUUACGCUUCCAUGGUGGAACAUCGAAGAAAAACGAAUUCGACAAAUGUGUUCGAAAAAUGAAAAAUACUCACGCUGGCGUGGAAAUUUUACGAGAUCUUCGUAAAACGGUCCUGGUGAUCGUUGAAAAUGGUCUUGGUUUUGUAUAUAUGGAAAAGAAAAAAGAGGAAACUUUGGCGAUCAAACAAAGUUUGACUAAUUUAAUGAGACUUUGGCAAGUCUUGGAAGUUGAAAUUCAACAUCAAAGGUAACCAAUUUUUAAUUAAAAAAAAUUAUUUUCAAUCAAAAACUCUUUAAUUUUUUGCAGAACUGAUUUCAACGACCGUGUCGAAGAAGUUCAAUCAGCUCUUCUCAAAUCUUUGCAACUCAUCAAAAGUUUCCUCGAAAAAACUAUGUAA
Molecule: messenger RNA, 6894 nt
Organism: Caenorhabditis angaria
Lineage: Eukaryota; Metazoa; Nematoda; Chromadorea; Rhabditida; Rhabditidae
Source: the annotation of a GenBank genome assembly